This is a messenger RNA of Macroventuria anomochaeta, 733 nucleotides long. Its product is annotated as Yos1-like protein. The transcript has 4 exons. The coding region runs from base 97 to 354 and encodes 85 amino acids. NCBI's taxonomy places the organism in Eukaryota, Fungi, Ascomycota, Dothideomycetes, Pleosporales, Didymellaceae. Gene Ontology annotation, cellular component: COPII-coated ER to Golgi transport vesicle; Golgi membrane; endoplasmic reticulum membrane. Gene Ontology annotation, biological process: endoplasmic reticulum to Golgi vesicle-mediated transport. The record is from RefSeq and is a predicted model, not a curated record.
UAGGCAACAUCAUUGAGGCCACAUCAACCACAAAGGUUUCCAAAACACUUUCAGCUCCGCUCGUCCUCCAGUAAUAGUUUAUUCCGCUUAUUCAGAAUGUUCACAUUCGGCCUUGGUGGCCUCUUCUACGUCGCCGUUCUCCUUAUCAAUGCGAUAGCCAUUCUCUCAGAAGAUCGAUUCCUUGCACGCAUUGGCUGGACAGCUGGCGCAGCAGAACCUGGCUUUGGGCAACGCGACGAUGCGAGCGUAAAGGCACGAUUGAUAAACCUGGUUUCCUCGGUACGAACACUCAUGAGAAUACCGCUUAUGUUCAUCAACACGCUCAUGAUAGUCUACCUCCUCGUCCUCGGGUGAGCACCGCGCAUAUAUAUGAAAACAUUUGAGCAUGGCGUUAUGGAUAGAGCAUCAGCGUAGCAAGAAUUAAGGGCUCAUCGGGACAAGAUGUUGGAGGAAGUCAAGACGUCCGCUUCGCUGCUAGACGCAAUCGCAGGGACAUCAGAGAGCCAACGAACAGCACACUGCCAGAAGGUUCUGGGCCUGUUCGAGACGAUCAACUAAGACCUGGAGCUGCACCAACGCGCCAAAUUGGGAUCAGGGGCAAGUAGGGGCAUGGGUACAUGAAUACAUUGGCAGACAGCACCAUAUCCCCGUAAGGCAAACCGGUAGUAAAAGUCUAUGGAUACUACAACAAUAUACCCAAUUGUGGAUCAAGCAUAUCGUUAUACGCUGCAGC